Alnus glutinosa is the source of this 1595-nucleotide messenger RNA. Its product is annotated as inositol-tetrakisphosphate 1-kinase 1. Gene Ontology annotation, biological process: inositol trisphosphate metabolic process. The record is from RefSeq and is a predicted model, not a curated record. NCBI's taxonomy places the organism in Eukaryota, Viridiplantae, Streptophyta, Magnoliopsida, Fagales, Betulaceae. Gene Ontology annotation, molecular function: inositol-3,4,5,6-tetrakisphosphate 1-kinase activity; ATP binding; magnesium ion binding. Bases 169 to 1230 code for a protein of 353 amino acids. Gene Ontology annotation, cellular component: cytoplasm. The transcript has a single exon.
CUUCUUCUGCAUUUCCUCUCUGCCAUUUUCGUUCUCUCCAAAGCUCUUCGAGGCACACAAAAAAAGGACUUCGAUCACCGCCGUUUCGUAUUCCAAACAUUCGUUUAUGUGUGAGGUUUCGCAUUCGCUAUUCUUCCAUUUGCGUCGUUUCGACAAGAACAGGCACCAAUGGCUGCUGAGCGGCGCAGAUUCAGCAUAGGCUACGCGUUGGCGCCGAAGAAGCAGAGCAGCUUCAUUCGUGACACGCUCCUAAAUCUCGCGAGUUCUCGAGGGGUGGAUCUCGUGAAGAUCGACCCGACCCGGCCGCUGGCGGAGCAGGGUCCGUUCGACUGCGUCCUCCAGAAGCUGUACGGCGAGGAGUGGAAGCGGGAGUUGGAGGAGUUUCGCCGGAAAAACCCUAAUGCGGUGAUAAUCGACUCGCCGGACGCGAUCGAGCGCCUCCACAACCGAAUCUCGAUGCUACAGGUCGUUUCGGAGCUGAGGAUGGAGUCGACGAGCGAGACGUUCGGGAUCCCGAAGCAAAUAGUCAUCUACGACAAGGAGACGCUCUUCGAUCGACAGGCCUGGGAGAGCCUCAAGUUCCCGGUGAUCGCGAAGCCUCUGGUCGCCGACGGCAGCGCCAAGUCGCACAAGAUGUCCCUGGUGUACAACCACGACGGGCUCAACAAGCUCAAGCCCCCGAUCGUGCUCCAGGAGUUCGUCAACCACGGCGGGGUCAUCUUCAAGGUCUACGUCGUCGGCGAGUACGUCCGGUGUGUGAAACGCAAGUCGUUGCCGGACGUGUCCGAAGAGAGACUGGGGGUCUCCGAAGGGGUACUGUCGUUUUCGCAGGUCUCGAAUAUUGCCACGAACGAAAAUGUCGACGACAAGUACUACAAGAUGAUGCAUUUGGACGACACCGAGAUGCCGCCGCAGAGUUUUCUCGCCGAUAUCGCCGGCGGGUUACAGCGGGCGUUAGAUCUGAACCUGUUCAACUUCGAUGUGAUUCGGGACGCGAGGUUUGGGAACCGGUACCUUAUAAUUGACAUCAAUUACUUUCCUGGGUAUGCGAAAAUGCCGUGUUACGAGGCCGUUUUGACGGAUUUCUUCUUGGAUGUGGUGACUAGGAGUGAAAAGGAAGUGGUGAAGGUGAAUAAUUGUGAGAAGGAUACGAUAAAGAUUGUGAGCAAUAAUACUUGUUGCAGUGAUGGGGAUGAGAUUGGUAGGGAAGAGAAGGACAAUUCGAGAUAGGUCUGACAUCAACGGAAGCAAUUACCCGUGAAUUGGUGGUGAAUUUGCUGAAGGGAGUGAGUUCGGGGUAUUGGGUUUAGGUAGGAGAUGGUUUUGGUAUAGUGGAGAAAAUGAGUAGGAUUUGAUGAUGGGUUCUAGUUUUUUAGCCUCUUGACAGCAAUUACUUGGUGUUUUGAUGUUGAUGAUGUAUAUUCGGUCCGCGCAGUUUUACUCUGGAGAUAGGUACUUUUCUCAAAUACUCUUGAAGGUUUUAGGGAAGUUGGAAGUUGUACUUUUUAAGGCUUUCGAGUCUUUUCUUGCUUGAAAAACUGAUCUUAGCUUGUGACUUUGGCACCUUUGAUGAAUGAAAUUUACCAUUUUGUCAA